Messenger RNA from Cylicostephanus goldi, 785 nucleotides. The record is from the annotation of a GenBank genome assembly. Lineage: Eukaryota; Metazoa; Nematoda; Chromadorea; Rhabditida; Strongylidae.
UUGCCAAGAUUUGCACAAAUUUUAUUUAUAUUCAGAGUCCUCCACCGCCACCACUUAGAAGCAAGCCAAGAGGGCGUAAUUCUGAGAAGUAUCGUAAAGCAAUAGCCGAGCGACAGCAUCACCAUGACCAUGAUGAAUCUCCAAAUACUGGGCUUGCUGCGAAUGUGUUGUCCAAGGUACUGGGUUCUUUGGAGGAAAGGCGGAAAUCAACUAGUGAAGCAGAUGUGUCAGCACCCCAUGCCGUCACUCUGCUGGAACAGCCUGGGCACGAACCUCAGAAAGCGAACUUACCAAGUACUGAGGAGCCGCUCAACGAUGAGGAUCUGGUGGAUGUGAAUGUGGAUACAUUCUUCUCUGACGCUUUGACAACAUCGAACUCAGGCGAUGAAGACGAGACUCAAUCUCAGAAACUGCAGAAGUGGCAGAAAUCGAUCAGCGAUGUCACACUGACGACACCAGGUGCAUCUCCAUCAAAAACCAAACGGCUAGAAAUGGAGAAGCCAUUAUGCGAAGGAGAGUACGUGGUUUCUGAGUUGCCUAAGGCUCCAGAUAUGGCACCUUCAACACCUUCACCAGCUGUCCUAGCUGUUGAAGCGCUUAUCACGCUGGUAGCCUCUGGCAGGACUUCGGCAGAGGCAAAUACGCCUCUGAAUGACUUCAACGAAGCUGAAAUGCUUUGCAGUGAGAAUCCUAUGAAUGCUGAAGAUCCUGAAGACGUAUGCCAGAGGGUAGAGACGAUGUUAGAUGCAUUGCAGAGAGUAAAUCAACCGCUGUUGCUUCGAUGA